UGUUUACUUUUUAAAAACGCGACAACUUGAAAAAUGGGGCGCAAAAUACCCGGAAGAAAGCACAGGGGCGUUAAAGAUCCCGAAAAACAACAAGCAGAAAGAUUUGCCAAAAUAAAAGACAAAAUAAAUGCACCUCCAUCCCACCCAGACGACCAGCAAAUUCCAAGCAGUCUUUCCAGGAUAAUUGACCUAAAAAAUAAGGUGAAACAAGGCUUGUUCAAUAAAAAAAAGAAGCAAAAAAAAGAUAAAACAAAUACAAUUAAAAAAAUAUCAAGAAACCCCACUCCAAAGUUUGAACAAUUUCCUGGAGAAACUGACAGAGAAUUCAAACAUAGAAUGAACAGAAUAUGCAGCGAAGUCAUCAAAGAAGCAGCUUUCGAGGACAAAUAUCAAGUGGACAUUAAACGGAAUCAAGAUGGCGAGGUGGAAAAAGUUGUAAAAAGGCCCAAAGACGAACUGGAACAAUUAGUCAAAAAACUGAAGAAAGAACAAAAAUCCAAAAAAAAUUAUAAAGGCAAGAAAAUAAAUCAAACAGAUACUGAGCCCAAACUAACAAAAUCACAAAAAUGGGCUUUGAAAAAGACUGCAAAAAAGAAUAAGAAACAAAACAACAAGGAUAUAGAUUUUGGUUUUGUGCCACAAAAAGAGAAUUUCAAAUUUGGGGAUGUUGUACAUGCACCACCGACACUUGUGGCCCCAAAAAAAGUUCAAAAAAUACAGGGAGCUGCAAGGCCUGGUCAAAAGGAACUUUUAUUGAAAUCAAUGCUAACUGAUGACACAAAAAUAAUUAAUAAGACAGAAAAUAAUAAUACUAAGAAAACUAGUUUUACAAAAGUUGCAAACAACUUGGAUAAAAAGGGGAAAAGAAAAGACAUGCCCCAUGCUUUGAGAAGACAAUUGGACAAGCAACAAAAAGAAGUUAUCGAGGCUUAUAAGAAGCUAAAAUCUAAAAAACACACUGGUUCAUCAGGAGUUUAAAUAUUAGUGUUGAGAUGUUUCAAUUAUUAAAAAAAAAGUCAAAAUAUAUCAAAAUCAACUAAACUUUUAUUUCUAACCAGUCUGUACAAAAACCUCAACAAAUGAUAUUAAAAAAAAAAGAACAAAAUUUUCUAAUACAUAAUAAUUAUAUACAAUACUUAAUUAAUCAAAUUUAUCACAAAUUAUCAUGUGAUAAAUAUAUCACUUAAGUUAUUUAAGGCACCUUGAAAUUGCAAAUAAUGCAAUUUGUGUAUUCACAAUCGGCUUCUUAAUUUCAGGUGCCAAAAUCGAAUUUAUAACAUCCUAUAUUAAAGAGAGCAUUUUCACUCAAUAAUUAUACUACAAACUAAUAACAAACUUACCAAAUAUCAAAAAUUAAAUAAUUUUUUUAACAAACAAACAAAUCAAUCUGGCAUCUUACUUGAGUAUUUUCUUCAGUAAUACAUACUGAAAUUUUAAUGGCAAAUAAUUGCUUCUGUUUCAAAAAAAGAAAUGCCAAGCAUUAGAGUUUAAAUAAUCACUGAACAUUCUUACGAAUAAUAAUAAUACUCGGACAUAAUAUUCAAUAAGUUCUUUUUGGUAAACUGACAAAUUAUAGAUUCGAAAAAUCAUCACCUUUUAUUUCCAAUUGAUGGAAAACAAAGUUCAAAAACUCCUUAAAAAUUAACGGAUUCAUAUUUUUGCCCACAUUAUAGAGCAAGAAAAAUUGACCAUGUGAAAUAUUCCACACAAUAAUCCUCAAUUUUUUCCUGUUAAAAGUACGAGCCUGAGCUAUCAAUAUAUACAGACGAAAGUGCACCCAACAAAUAAUCAUUGCUCUGUAAAUUAGGGCGGCGAUAGUCAGCAAAAACAGACCUGCUAUCCAGAACCAGAGGAUAAGGAAAAACUUUUCGUUUAAAACGUUCAAAGGGAGCACACAGAGGGCGUCCCUGUUGACGAAACUACCCGAUUGUCCGAAUUUAUGGUAAGUGCAUUUGGUUCUUUUUGGGAAGACUGCGUUGUAAGUUUGCGGCCAGGGUUUGGUGACUACGUCGUAGCCGUAGAGGGAAAAGCGUCCUUCCAGGUACCAGUCCAUUAUGUAAACUUGUAUUAUCUAAAAGUGGAUAAAUGAUUUGGAACAAACCAAUAUUCAAAAUCAUGAUUAAAAAGCAGAAGAUUUGAAAAAAAUCUGAAAUUUGCGGUAGGUAAUACAUAUAAGGUCUGUUCCAACCCGCCAAAAAACUGUGUUUGAAAGUUUGAAGAACGAUUUCGGUUAAUUGGACAAUGAUUUCACCAGCUAUGUUAGACAUUGGAACAUAUUUGAGUUAUAAUGUGUACUCACCAAAUUACACAAAUUCAAAACUUCACAAAUAGCGAAACGAUAAGCGAAAAUGUCGUGGUUUUCUUGGUUCAAAAUAAACCGUUUUAUUUGUUCCUUUCGAUCUGGCGACCAUUUUUCUGAUAUAAGCGGACCACCUGAAAUAAUUGAUUUUCUUUUUAGUUGAAUGUAUGUAUAAAAGAAU
This is a messenger RNA of Ceutorhynchus assimilis (cabbage seed weevil), 2480 nucleotides long. Lineage: Eukaryota; Metazoa; Arthropoda; Insecta; Coleoptera; Curculionidae. The record is from the annotation of a GenBank genome assembly.